This is a messenger RNA of Python bivittatus (Burmese python), 1782 nucleotides long. The record is from RefSeq and is a predicted model, not a curated record. Lineage: Eukaryota; Metazoa; Chordata; Lepidosauria; Squamata; Pythonidae.
AUGUGCAGCUUGAAGUCGACAGUUUCCUCGUUAACAACCGGAUGCCUUAUAAUCAUUCAUGUCACUGAAGCAAUUGAAGGAAAGAUUAAAAAGCAGCAGCAAGAUGUGAUCGGCUUCUUGGAAGUCAACAAGAUUGAGUUUGAAGAGAAAGACAUUGCGGCCAACGAAGAGAAUCGCAAAUGGAUGAGAGAGAAUGUCCCAGAAGAGAGCCGGCCAGCCACUGGGAAUCCAUUACCUCCUCGAAUCUUUAAUGACAGCCAGUACCUUGGGGAUUAUGAAGCUUUCUUUGAAGCUAGAGAGAAUAAUGCGGUCUAUGCUUUUUUAGGCUUGACUGCCCCACCUGGUUCAAAGGAGGCAGAAGCGCUAGCAAAGCAAGAGGCGUGAAUUCUUCCUCCCUCCUGGCCUCAAGCCUUAAAGUUUCUGCAAAGAGAAAGUUCCGCAGCUUUUUUUCCUGCAAUAGCAAAAUCCGGUGUGCUUGGAGGACAAAACAAAGGUUUUGUCCCCCUCUACAAUGUUCUGCCAUAUACGAUUAAUAAGAUAGAACGUCAAAUAAUAUGAACAAGAAGAAGAAGAAUUGCAAAUGUGCCUCAAGGCCAAAAAGAAAGAAGGAAAUUAAAUGAAGCCUGUAAAAACUCUUGAUUUUUGCCUCUCCCAAUGGAUGUAAUUUGUUCUCUGGCAGUUGCAUAAAAGCCCCCCCCCCCUUUUCUUUGGGUAAACUUAACAAAAGCAUUGUAUUUUUGCUAUCCGUAACACAGAUCUAUAAUUACACUUGCAGAUCCAACGGCUUAAACAAAAGAGAAAACUUAGCUGCAGAAAUGUUUAUUAAUAAACUCCAGUGCCUCUGCUGCCUCAAAACCCAAAAUGAAAAAUAAGAUGUCCUAAGGUUGACUUUUGUUUUAAUGGUUAUUUCUAAAAGUUGCAAUGUAGCGUAGUAAUAGUUGUAAUUACUUGCCGUGGUUAGGAUAUUUCUAGAGUUCUCCUUUGUUAUUUUGUAGUGUAGAUUGAUGCUAUUGGAAUCUCAUGAAUGGAAUAAGGGCAGGAUUUGCCAGGGUUGAUCAGAACACAAUAUAAAUGUCAUAGGGAGGUCUGUGUUUAUGAAUAAAGGCAAGGUUUUUGUGCAGUCUUAGUGAAAUAUCCAUUUCUAACCCUCUGGAAUUAUGAAGGAGGCAAGACAACAACAAAAUAAUUCUUAUUUUUCUAAAAUGUGAAGCAAAUGUAAUAUGGGGCCAAAAUUCUAUUGUUAUUUUUUUUUUAAAAUUAGAAAUAAGGUCAAGUAAUUAUGAGUUAGAAUAAAACUUAGUUUGAUAUAUUGUUUGUAAAAUGUUUCUGUGUAAGAUGAGAUAUAUUGAGAUCAAGGGUCCAGUAUAAAAUAAAAUUGAAUAAAAGUAAUUUGCAGGAGUAAAGCUUGUGAAGCCCUAUGAUACAGGAAAUCUAAAUUAGAUUUUUCAGUCUGGUUGCGCAAUGCCGUGAACUUACUUUUAGCAGUUUGUCAAACUCCUAGUAUUUUUGCUAUAUGCAACAAUUAUCAAAGUUACAGGCAAGAACUCUACCCCAAGACACAUUUUAGUUACAAGUAAUAUUGAAAAGUGUGUGUCUCCCUUCUAUGGAUUUGGAAAGAUGUAGAAAUGGAACUGAAUCUCAAGGCCUUAAUCAAAUUAUAUCAAGAUAGAUAUAUCCACUAGAAGAGCAUAAUCUGCAGCUCAGGGUUGAACUGUGGGGUUCUUGAUGCUCUCUGAGCUUGGUGGUUUGCUUGCAGACAUUUCAUUACCCAACUAUCCUAGA